Molecule: messenger RNA, 6401 nt
Organism: Thecamonas trahens ATCC 50062
Lineage: Eukaryota; Apusomonadida; Apusomonadidae
Exons: 6
Coding region: 376-6330 (1984 amino acids)
Source: RefSeq, a predicted model, not a curated record
GGUGGUGGUGGUGGUGGGCUGGGAGCUGUGGGAAGAGGCACUGCUGGGCAUGGGCAGAGGCGGACAAGUCACCGACAGGGCCACGGACAGGGCCACGGACAGGGUCACGGACAAGGUUCCAAGCAAGGUUAUGGACAAGAUCAACAUGAUUACAGACACGGGCGGCAAGGUCACGGGCAGAGUCAUCAUCGACAGGAUCAACGUCAGCACGAUCAUCGUCAUCGUUCUCGUCGUCAGGCCGGUUUGGAGACUGACCGGACAGGAGGGGGCAAAGGUGGAGAUGAAGAUGGGCAUGUUGGUGUGCAGUCACCGCUAGUGCUCAAGGGCCGGUAGAUCGAGGUGGAGGCCGAUCACAGGCGGAACGAGGCCGAUCGUAUGGAAUCGCUUAAGAGCCUGUUUGUUUUGGAACCGCAUCCGCUGCUCCACGAGAGCGAUGAGUCGGCGUGGGAGAUCCAGCUGGCAACCGCACGACAGCGGCACCUACAGCGGAUUGCAGAGCGCGAGGCAAAGGUGGCCACGUCGCCGACCAAGCGCGGGCGGUCUCGCUCGCAGUCGAGACCCGGGUCGGGACGAGCGCGGUCGCGGUCGCAGUCGCGCCAGGGCACAACAACCAGUAGUGGCGAGUAUGUAGGGCCGGAGAGGACCCGCCGGCGAUCCGGCGCGCACGCACCACUAGAAGCCAUUGCUGAUAGCGACGAGAAUGGCGAGGGCGCUACUUUUGCCAAGCCUGUCUUGAUUGCGGCAAGAGCAAGACAACAUGGCACGCCCAGCUCGCGGGCGAGUAGUGGCGCUUCUGAGACCGAACAGGCGAUGGCCAAAUGGCAACAGCGAGCGCGGAAGCGGCGGUCCUCCAUCUCAAUGCUCCCAGGCGACGAGUUCUCCUCUUUGGCGUACUCAGCCCGGGUGACCGGCGGUGGCUCUUCGAGUCUGGCUGCUAGCAGCAAGAAGAUGACCAGCUCGUCGAACUCGGUGGUAAGCAGCUCGCGCAGUAGCAAGAGCAGCGGACGGCAGCGGACGCAGCGACGAACACGGACCAAGAACCGAGCAAAGACGCGGACCAAGACGCGGACCAAGACGCGGACCAAGACGCGGACAGGCAGCGAACGCAGCCAGCGCAGCGAACGAAGCGAGCCCGACCCUCCGCGGCUCUGGGCGCGACAGCAGGCGCAGCGACGGGCGGAUGAUGAACCGUCCAUCUUCUCAAAGCGAGCUGCCAAGGACGCAGCUGAGCAACGGCGGCAGGCCCGCGAAAGGGCACAUGCCGAGGCUCGACUCACAGUCCAGGCCGAGCGGGAGGCCGAAGAGCGAGCGCGGCGCGAGAUCGCUGCGCAGGAGGAGGCUGAGCGCGAGGCGGUGCGGCAAGCGGAGCGGAUGGCGCGGAUCAAGACCUUUACCGCGCAGCUUGCGUUGGAGCAGGCACAGGAGGCUGAGCGGGCGGCGGCGGCAAAAAGACCGCCGGCGAGCGACGGCUCCUCGACCAAGCGCAAGGAGUCGAACGAGAACAAGCUCGAGGUGCUCGAACGGAUCCGGUCCAAAAUGCGUGAGCGCGCCAAGGCUGUCCAAUACCGGCGACGGGUCCAGCAGGAGGCCGAGGCCGCGCGUAAGGCCGAGAUCAAGGCCGAGCAGGAGCGCCGCCGUGACGUGCUUCGUCGGCAGCGCGAGAAGCGAGUGGCCAAGCGUGCGCUCGAGGAGUCUGCCGCCCGCGACCUCCGGCGAGCGGCCGAGACCAAGCUCCUCGACUCGCUUGCCCAGGAGCGCGACCAAGUCUGCUCGCUCCUCCGCAUGCGUAAUCUCAUGCUCGAGCUCCUCGACGUGACCCUGCCUGACCGCGAGCAGCUUGAUGCUGAGGCUGCGGGUCUCCGCGACGAGUCGCCGUUCGACUGGGACGCCGUCGCCGCCCGCCAGGCCACCCGCCAAGAGCUUGUCCUUCGCCGCCGCCGCCAGAUGGGUAAGCUUCUUGACCAAAUGGAGGUUGCUCGGAGGCAGGAGGCUGUCUGGCUCGAGCUGGAUCGAGCACAGAUGUUCGAGGCCUCCAUCAAGGACAUCGACGUGCUGACUACUCAGCUCAAUCUGAGCCAGAACGCGUCACGCGCACAACCGGCCGCCGCGCUGUCAUCGUCCGAGACCUCUGCCGCGUCCGAGAGCGAGGACGGGUCGUCGCCGUUCGUGCCGAAGGCGUCGCCGCGACGGAAGCUCCCGCGGCCGACGCCGCCGUCGCCGGCACGUCCCAAGCGGACCAGUCACCUCGGCAUGCCUGACGCGGCCGAGUGCCUGUUCACGAGCAUGCCAACUCCCGAGUCAAACAUGAACCAGACUACCACCAGCAUUCGGUACCGCGGGCUGUCUAUGAGCAACUUGACCGGCAUUGUGACGCGUGUGACGUACGGAUGGUUUGUGCCGCACGGCAUCAACACCACGAUCUUUGUCUCGAGCAUUCCUAAUCCGGCCACCAAGGUGUCGGACCCGGCGGAGCGGCAAGGAACGUGGUCUCUGGUCUACAAUCAGCAGGCGUCGCUGGUCCAAGUCCCGCAGCGGCCGUCGCGGUACUACGACGACCUUGUCCCAGGCAUCCGCAUUGAGGCUGGAAUGCGAGCUGCUAUUGGCUUUACCGUUGAAGCCGGGUACACAUGGCCGAUCUACUCUUUCGGCAUGGAGCUGGUGGUGAGGUGCGGCGAGACAGACUACGACAUCGACAUGUUCUUUUCUCAGAGCACGGCGCCGCCGAUGUACAGCUACCGUGGGAUCGGGAACCUUGUCGGGCAAGACAUCGAGGUGACGGUCAAGCCGUACUGCACACAGCUUCCGCCGCUGUUUGAGGCGCAGUCGAUUGCGCCGUCGCUCGACGGAUACGAGGUCUAUCCCGCGGGCAGCUACACCGUGGUGUGCUCGACAGGCACGCCUGCCAUCGCAACGCUGACGUGCAAUGCAACGACACUGGCCUGGAGCGCUGGCGCGCCGUGCGAGUGCUCGCCGGCGCAGCUACCGGAUGUUGCCAAUGGCGGCGUGACGCUCAUCGCAUCACUUGCGCCGUACAUCGGGUACAGCUUCUCGUGCGAUGUGGGCUUUCACGCGCUGAACAACCCGAUCCGCAACACCACGUGUGUAGGCGGAGUGUGGACACCAGACCCUUUCACUCCUGCGUAUCCUGCCUGCGUCCGCAAAGCGUGCCCAGCGCUGCCGACAGUGGCCGGGCGGACGCUGUCGGCAACGAGCGGUGUCUACGAGGAUGUGAUUACCUGUGCGGGAUACUCGGUGGUCAACGCGGUGACGAGCUGCGCCACGAGCAACUACACGAGUGUGUGCGACGUCGACUGCGGGCCGGUCAAUCUUGCCGGCCCGCGCAACAAGACGUGCUCAGCGAGCGGCGAGUGGAUCCCGGCUGCACUCCAGCGGUGCACCAGCAUCGACUGCGGACCGUGCCCAGUGGCGACCGGCAACUCGACGGUCUCGACGCCAGACAUCCCGGGCACGCUCGAGUCGAACCGAUGCUUUACAUCGUGCGAUGCCGGGUUCUCGCUCUUUGGCCCGCCGGCGCGGGUGUGCAACGGAUCAGCCGAAUGGGCCAGCAGCGGUGCAGUUGACUGCAGACUCGACUGCUUGCCGUAUGCUCCGCCGACAGACGGGGUUGCGGAGCAGAGCGCGUGGAACGGAAGCGUCGAGUGCGAGGCGACGACGUAUCAAUCGUCGUGCGCAGUGGUGUGCGCGAGGGGGUAUGUUCUCAAUGGCAACCUCUCGCGCGACGUCGGAUCGCCAGCCUGUCUCGCGUCUGGAAGCUGGAGCGAGGAGCUUGCGUGCCUGCCGUGCCCGGAGGGUACGUUCUACGUGGCGCGAGCGGAUCGGGCGGAGGAGGGCGCGGUGGUGUGCGCGAUGUGCCCACUCGGCGGCGUGUGCGAUGGCGGCGCAAGCGUGCCGCGAGCGGCGCCCGGCUGGUUCCGCAAUGCAGAUGGGAGUUUUCAGCCGUGUGUGCCUGCGUUUGCUUGCCAGGGCGACAAUGUGUGCGCGACGGGCCACGCCGGACGGCUGUGCGCGUCUUGCUCGCCAUCGCACUUUCGAACGGACGACGGCGGAUGCAAGCCGUGCUCGCCGGCGACGGUGUACUUGGUCAUUGCGCUGCUUGUCUUUCUGGUACUGAUGGGCAUCUUGCUGUUCAAGCUCGCCAAGCGGGCGACGGCAUACUUUGCCUCGCUCUCUGUGGCGUUCAACUUUUUCCAAAUCCUCGCGAUUCUCUCGUCGUUUGAUCUCAAGUGGCCGCGGUUUGUGCAGGCCUUUCUUGCCUUUUUCAAGGUCUUCAACUUUAACGUGGCGAUCUUCAAUCCCAAGUGCGCGGUGUCUGGCGGAGGCGGCUCGCCGUUUCUCUUUGUGUACUAUGGCAAGCUCCUUGUGCCGUUUAUUGCGCUUGCGCUCUUUGGCCUUGGGCUCGGUUGCGUGUGGGCGUACUACUAUGUGUAUUCUCGGUUCCUCAAUCCACGGGCGUUUGACGUGUGCGCCGACUCGCGUGGCGACGUGAUCGACGAGCUGGAGCAUGGCGGCGAAGUCGGCCGAGCCGGGGACGACGGCAGCGGUUUUGUUGACGACGAUGAGGGGCCGAUGGGCGCGGGCCGGCUGGCGGCCGAGGCAAGCUCGUGCUGGCCGCAUCUCAGCCGGGCCGGGGCCGAGGAGACGAGCUGGCGUUGUGUCAACGCGCUUCUCUCGUUCAUGGCGCUGGUGUAUCUGCUUGUGACUGCGACGGCGAUGCAGAUUUACGCGUGCACACAGCAGGUGGACGGGCGUAUCACGCUCGAUGUCGAGUCUGCGAUCCUGUGCACAUCUGAGACGUACCGACUGAUGCGGAUGGCGUCGAUUGCGAUGAUUGUGUGCUUCUCGCUCGGGCUGCCUGCGUUCAUCGCAUGCCUCCUUGCAGUGCACCGGUACGAUCUGUGGCGGUACAAAACAGUGGCGAUGCUUGGGCUGCUCUUCCAGCGGUACUCGGCCAAGUACUACUUCUUUGAGGUCCUUGUCCUGCUGCGGCGACUCGGGUUUGUGGCAGGCCAUCUGGUGUUCCCGCAGUCGCCGCUUGGGCAGGCGAUUGUGGCGCUGCUGGCGGUGGUGCUUGCAGCCGUGGCGCAGGGGCUUCUGAAGCCGUAUCGGGCCAAAACCGUCAACUGGCUGGAGGCGAUGUGCAUGGGCUUUGGGAUUGUGUGCGUCGUGGUGGGCAUUGUGUAUUUUGCGGCUGGGAGCGCGAUGCCGUCGGGAGUGAGCGAUGGGCUCGGGGUCGUGCUGGUGUUGCUAAUCACGGCGUCGGUUGCGAUUAUCGUUGUGGCGAUCCUGAGCGAGGUCCGCAAGCAGUACCGGCUGAAGCACCAUGGAGUGCACUCGGGUUUUGCCUCUGACCAGCUCGAGGUCUUUCCGGCGUUCUUUGAGACAGACGUGUUCAUCCACACCAACGAGCGGUUCCGCGACGGGGCGACGACAAUGUAUCGCAUCACGAUGUCGACACCGAUGGAUGUGGCAAUGGACUCUGUGCUUCUCCUGCACCGCGAGCUUGUCGACUCGUCGGCAUAUGUGUGGUGGCAGCUGCUUGUGCCUGGCCUCGGGCCGGAGCACGGCCGGCGAAGUGGUGAGGCGCUGUCGCUGACGGCGAUGAAGGACCGGGUGCGGUAUGUCUCGUACGACGGCGGGCGGCGGCACGACUUUACGGUCCUGCUGGAACGACCUGCACACUACAUCCUAAGUGUGCGUGCGCGGCGCGACGAGGACUUUUUCCCGCGAUCGGGUGGGAAGAUGGUGGCCGCAUCUGAGCGGAGCGAGGAGCUCAUCACUUUCCACAUCUCGACCGAGUCUGGGUCUGUGGCGGAGCAGGGCUUUGUGGAGUGCAGCGAUGUGCUCGCGGAGCACUCAGGCUUUGUCAUUGCGCCGGCGCAGCGGGUGCUGACGCUCGGAUCGAGCUACGGGUUCAAGGUGUAUGUGGAGAGCGCGCGGUACGUGGCGGUCUCCGCGUCUGCGCCGGACCACCACAGCUCGGCCGAGUGCCGGCUGAUGCUCAAGGGCGGCAAGUUCCAGGGCUCGUACACGCCGCACGGGCCUGGGCCUGUGGCAAUCUGGGCCGACUUUGGCCUCGCCUCGCUGUUUGAUGCGUCGACGCCGCGCGGGCGGUCGGGCUCGGACAGCGUGACAGCCGGCGUGGCGUCGAGUGGCGGGAGCCGCGGCUCGGGCGUUGCGCAGUUUGUGGCGCUGGCGUGGUAUGAUGUAGUCCGUCCACACGCCGACCUCAUCUCGCGCGACGUCAAGCGCUACAGCAUUGCGGGGCUAGACGAGCUGGAGCUUGACGACAUAUACAUUGGAAGCGAGUGAAGAAGGUCUGGUGUGGUUUGCGUUCAUUUAUAGACGGUGGAGAAGGAGAAAAAAAAAGGCAAGGCAGAUGG